Messenger RNA from Magallana angulata, 854 nucleotides. RefSeq lists its product as uncharacterized. Bases 1 to 825 code for a protein of 274 amino acids. The transcript is spliced from 4 exons. The record is from RefSeq and is a predicted model, not a curated record. NCBI's taxonomy places the organism in Eukaryota, Metazoa, Mollusca, Bivalvia, Ostreida, Ostreidae.
AUGUAUUUAAAAUUAUCCGAGAUAGAGAAAAUAAUUCUUUGUACUCUUGCUUGUAUCCAAAUCUCGAGCACCCAACAACCACGAUGUUCAGCUUUCGCAAUGAAGUUCUUUGGGUCACUUCAAGAAGAACGAUCAAAGCCUCUCUGGGAAGUUGAGAAGGAAUCUGUUGGUUCGGCCAUGCACUCAUGUUUUCUUAGAUGUGAGAGUGACCAGCAAUGCGUCGGGGUCGAGAUUUGCACGAUACGACCGGACUUGUCACGAUGCAGGGGAUGUUGUGAGUGGUACGUGGUUGACAAAGAUGGAGGUCUCCCCAGAAAUGCUACUGAUGGCUGCAACUAUUUUGAAAUGAGACAAGAUAGCUUGGAAUCAAGAGGGACCAAAUUUUCUGCAAAUUCAAAAUUGUCAGCUGUAGCAAGUUCAACAUUCAUGAACAGUUUGGGAGAUACAUUUCCAGUGUCUAAUGUUCUUGAUGGGAUUAACGGAAACGACUGCGAUAGAAGCAAUGUAUUCGGUUCAGGCAAAGAAGAAAAUCCAUGGUUAGAAAUAACAUGGUCCGGGGCAAUAACAAUUUGGAGAAUAAUAAUAUACAAUCGAGUUGACUGCUGUGGUGACCGUUUGGUCAAUGUUAACGUCACGUACAGUAUCAAGGGUGCCGUCGAAAUCUGCGGCUUUUAUCCGGGUCUCUUGUCACGUGAGGGUGAUGUUAUCAUGUUCUUCUGCCCACCGGAAGCUCGUGCUAGUUCAGUAAAAUUGCAAAUCCAGUCAAAGUCGGGACAAGUAGAUUAUCUUAUGUUGUGCGAGGUUGAAAUCUACCGGAAAAAAUAAAUCCAAACGAAUUGAUUUUUUCCAUUAAU